AUGGAAAUCGAUAACCAAAAUAUAAAUAAUAUAAAUAAUAAUAAUAUACACAAUAAUAUAAAUAAUAAUAAUAUAAAUAAAAGGAAUAUAGAGAAUAAUAUAAAUAAUAUAAAUAAUAUAAAUAAUAAUAUAUCAAUGAAGAAUAAAAAUAAUAAUAUCGACAAUAAAAAAAAUAGUAAUAAUAAUAAUAAUAAUAAUAAUAAUAAUAAUAAUAAAAAUAGCAUAAGUAAUAAUAAUAAUAAUAAUAAUAAAUCAUUUGGAUUAUAUUCAUUAGAACAACCAGCACCAUUACCUUUAUGGUUAUUAGUUAUAGUAUUUGGUGUUUCAAUUUCAGUUAUAGUAUUUUUAUUUUUAAAUUUUCCAAGUUUAUCUCCUCAACACAAACAAUUAAUUCGUUUACCUAAAAACUUUAAAGAUGUUAAAUUAUUAAGUGAUAUUUUAUCUCAGUAUACUGAUGAUAAUUAUUUUAUUGUAAUUACUACUUUUGGUGUUAUUUAUACAUUUUUACAAGCAUUUUCAAUACCAGGAUCAGUAUUUUUAAGUUUUUUAUCAGGUGGAUUAUUUGGAUUAAAAGUUGGAUUUCCAUUAGUUUGCUUUGUAGCAACAUUAGGUGCAACAUUUUCCUAUUUAAUAUCAUAUUAUAUUGGAAGAAAUUUAGUAAGAAAGUUAUUUCCAGAUAAAUUAAAGUUAUUUUCAGAUUCACUAUCGCAAAAACGUGAUAAUUUAUUAAAUUAUAUCGUUUUCUUGCGUAUUACACCAUUCUUACCAAAUUGGUUCAUAAAUUUAGCAUCUCCAUUGUUGGAUGUUCCAAUUCAUACAUUUGCCAUUGGCACCUUUAUUGGAAUUAUGCCAGCCACCUUUUUGGCUGUAAAAGCUGGAAUUCAAAUCCAAAACAUUCAAAAUCCUUCCGAUAUUUUCGAUUUAAAAUCAAUUUUAACAAUGGCAGCUUUAGCUUUAUUAUCUAUUUUACCAACUUUAAUUCAAAAAAAGUUAAAAGUUAAUUAA
Molecule: messenger RNA, 1005 nt
Organism: Dictyostelium discoideum AX4
Lineage: Eukaryota; Evosea; Eumycetozoa; Dictyosteliales; Dictyosteliaceae
Exons: 2
Coding region: 1-1005 (334 amino acids)
Cellular component (GO): membrane
Source: RefSeq, a predicted model, not a curated record